Molecule: messenger RNA, 2768 nt
Organism: Nerophis ophidion (straightnose pipefish)
Lineage: Eukaryota; Metazoa; Chordata; Actinopteri; Syngnathiformes; Syngnathidae
Product: mitogen-activated protein kinase 12-like
Exons: 11
Coding region: 42-1190 (382 amino acids)
Biological process (GO): protein phosphorylation; intracellular signal transduction
Cellular component (GO): cytoplasm; nucleus
Molecular function (GO): MAP kinase activity; ATP binding
Source: RefSeq, a predicted model, not a curated record
GGAGCGGACCAGCGGGUGUGCUCACCUCCAACCUCCAGGGAAUGGCUCUGCGCUCCAGGACGGGAUUUUACCGGCAGGAGGUCAACAGAACCGUGUGGGAAGUCCCAGAACGGUACCGAGACCUGAGGCAGGUCGGGACCGGAGCCUACGGGACAGUUUGUUCAGCGUGGGACCGGCGCACAGGGACACAGGUGGCCAUCAAAAAGCUGCACCGUCCCUUCCAGUCCAAGCUCUUCGCCAAAAGAGCCUACAGAGAACUUCGACUCCUCAAACACAUGAAGCACGAGAACGUGAUCGGACUUCUGGAUGUUUUCACCGCCGAAAUUUCCCUGGACCGCCUUCGAGACUUCUACCUGGUCAUGCCCUUCAUGGGCACGGACCUGGGCAAGCUGAUGAAGUUGGAGAGGCUCUCAGAGGACCGGGUCCAGUUCUUGGUCUACCAGAUGAUGAAAGGACUGAAGUACAUCCACUCUGCAGGGAUCAUCCACAGGGAUCUGAAACCAGGGAAUCUGGCCAUCAACCAGGACUGUGAGUUAAAGAUCCUGGACUUUGGCCUGGCCAGGCAGGCGGACGCGGAGAUGACGGGCUACGUGGUGACCCGCUGGUACCGAGCCCCCGAAGUCAUUCUCAACUGGAUGCACUACACUCAGACAGUGGACAUCUGGUCUGCUGGCUGCAUCAUGGCAGAGAUGCUGCUGGCCAAGCCGCUCUUUAAAGGCAACGAUCACUUGGACCAGCUGCGAGAAAUCAUGAAGAUCACAGGAACGCCUGCUGCUGACUUUGUGGUGAAGCUCCAAAGCCAAGAUGUGCGUAUUAAGACGACGACAAAGACACCAAAGUGUUCAGUGACUGUUCAUGGUCUCUGCCAACAGGCCAAAAACUACCUCAGAGGUUUGCCCAAAGUGCCCCAAAAAGAUUUUCACUCCAUUUUCUCCAAAGCUAGCACAAAUGCGGUCUGCGUGCUGGAGAAGAUGCUCCUCCUGGACCCGGAGGAGAGGGCGAGCGCCUCGGAGGCCCUGGACCUGCCCUUCUUCGCAUACUUCCGCGACACUGAAGAGGAGACCGAGGCGCAGCCGUACGACCAAACGGUGGACAACACCGACCUGACACUGGAGCAGUGGAAACGACACACCGUCACCGAGGUACUGACCUUUAGACCGCCCAAGGACUCCAGGGAGACCACGCUUUGAUAGCGCACACACGUUUGCACAUGCACGCCACAGAACUAUUUUCUAUGGUUAUUUUUUCUAAUACAAACCCUGUUUCCAUAUGAGUUGGGAAAUUGUGUUAGAUGUAAAUAUAAACGGAAUACAAUGAUUCGCCAAUCCUUUUCAACUCAUAUUCAAUUGAAUGCUCUAAAAAGAAAAAAUAUUUGAUUUUCAAACUCAUAAACUGUUUUUUUUUGCAAAUAAUAAUUACCUUAGAAUUUCAUGGCUGCAACACAUGGCAAAGUAGUUGGGAAAGGGCAUGUUCACCACUGUGUUACAUCACCUUUUCUUUUAACAACACUCAAUAAACGUUUGGGAACUGAGGAAACUAAUUGUUGAAGCUUUGAAAGUGGAAAUCUUUCCCAUUCUUGUUUUAUGUAGAGCUUCAGUCCUUCAACAGUCCGGAGUCUCCGCUGUCGUAAUCUACGGUUCAUAAUGCGCCACACAUUUUCGAUGGGAGACAGGUCGGGACUGCAGGCGGGCCAGGAAAGUACCCGCACUCUUUUUUUACGAAGCCACGCUGUUGUAACACGUGCUGAAUGUGGCUAGGCAUUGUCUUGCUGAAAUAAGCAGGGGCGUCCAUGAAAAAGACGGCGCUUAGAAGGCAGCAUAUGUUGUUCCAAAACCUGUAUGUACCUUUCAGCAUUAAUGGUGCCUUCACAGAUGUGUAAGUUACCCGUGCCUUGGGCACUAAUGCACCCCCAUACCAUCACAGAUGCUGGCUUUUGAACUUUGCGUCAAUUACAGUCUGGAUGGAUCGCUUCCCCUUUGGUCCGGAUGACACCAUGUCGAAUAUUUCCAAAAACAAUUUGAAAUGUUGACUCGUCAGACCACAGAACACUUUCCACUUUACAACAGUCCAUCUUAGAUGAUCUCGGGCCCAGAUAAGCCGGCGGCAUUUCUGGAUGUUGUUGAUAAAUGGCUUUCGCUUUGCAUAGUAGAGCUUUAACUUGCACUUACAAAUGUAGCGACCAAUUGUAUUUAGUGACAGUGGUUUUCUGAAGUGUUCCUGAGCCCAUGUGGUUAUAUCUUUUAGAGAUUGAUGUCGGUUUUUGAUACAGUGGCGUCUGAGGGAUUGAAGGUCACGGUCAUUCAAUGUUGGUUUCCGGCCAUGCUGCUUAUGUGGAGUGAUUUCUACAGAUUCUCUGAACCUUUGAUGAUAUUAUGGACCGUAGAUGUUGAAAUCCCUAAAUUUCUUGCAAUUGCACUUUGAGAAACAUUGUUCUUAAACUUUUUGACCAUUUGCUCACGCAGUUGUGGACAAAGGGGUGUACCUCGUCCCAUCCUUUCUUGUGAAAGACUGAGCAUUUUUUGGGAAGCUGUUUUUAUACCCAAUCAUGGCACCCACCUGUUCCCAAUUAGCCUGCACACCUGUGGGAUGUUCCAAAUAAGUGUUUGAUGAGCAUUUCCCAACUUUAUCAGUAUUUUUUGCCACCUUUCCCAACUUCUUUGUCACGUGUCGCUGGCAUCAAAUUCUAAAAUUAAUGAUUAUUUGCACAAAAAAAAAUGUUUAUCAGUUUGAAAAUCAAAUAUGUUGUCUUUGUAGCAUAUUCAACUGAA